Malassezia pachydermatis is the source of this 1560-nucleotide messenger RNA. Its product is annotated as regulator of the ubiquitin pathway. The record is from RefSeq and is a predicted model, not a curated record. The transcript has a single exon. Bases 1 to 1560 code for a protein of 519 amino acids. Gene Ontology annotation, molecular function: ubiquitin binding. Lineage: Eukaryota; Fungi; Basidiomycota; Malasseziomycetes; Malasseziales; Malasseziaceae. Gene Ontology annotation, cellular component: endoplasmic reticulum.
AUGUCGGAAUCAAUGCUGAGAGCGCUACGCGACGAGCUGGUCCAUCUAGGCCUCGACCCAGCCGCGCAUCCUGAUGAAGACGUGCUCCAGAUGAUGCUGGAUGUCGAGCAGAACCAUGUGGCUGCGGCGGCGCGCGCUAUCGUCGACGCCCAGACGGCCGAGCAGCGUGCCUCACAGGACACGACCACGUCGUCGUCUCGUGCCGUGCACGCGUCUCCUAGCCCUCCUAUCCACCACGUAGGCACGGCACAGCCAUUUCGUACAUUGGGCCCUGUGAAUGCUAGUGUGUGGGAUAGCCAGUGGCUCCUGGCACUGUGGCGUGUCGUUUCCUUUCCCUUCUCUGUUCUAGGCGCGGUGGCCAUGUUCGUCUGGCGUCUGAUCUACGGAUCACGUAGCACGUCGGAACGCUAUGAGCUGAGCCGGCUCUCGCAGGAUCCUACGGUAUGCGCACGCAACUGGGUCCUUGCUCUAGAGCGCGAUACGCAAGGCUCCACGUCGCCCGAGGCCAUCUCCAUGGGCCGCGUCCCCCUCCCGCCCUUUAUGAUCGGGAGCUAUUCGGAGGCAUUGCUGCGUGUGCGUGAUCACAUCCAGAUCCUCAUGGUGGUGCUGACCAGUCGGGCGCAUAGUGACUACGAUGCUUUCCGGCAGCAAGUACUGACAGAUAGCGCCCUGGUACGUGCGCUGCAAUCGCCCGACUUUGUCGUCUGGGGCGGUGAUAUUCAGGAUCGGGAAGCCUAUCAGGUCUCGAAUUUGCUUGAGGCGAGUACGUUCCCCUUUGUCGCUUUCAUUGCGCUGCAGCCACGUCGCUCGCGCUCCCGCGGGCGUGUCGUGCCCCACCCUGCUGUCCUGAGCCGCCUGGAAGGCUCGCCCCAGUCUGUACUAAGCGCUUCGGCCCUGUGCACUCACAUUACCGAGAUGAUCCUCCCGCGCACAAAUACUUACCUCCACCAACUACGCCGUGAACAGCAUCAGCGGGAGCAAGAGCGUGAGUUGCGGGCGGAGCAAGACCGCGCGUACGAAGAGGCAAGUCGGCGUGAUCAAGAGCGUGUGCUGCAACGUCGUGAAGAAGAACAAAUGCGGCUCGCGCAGGAAGCUUCGCUGGCACAGGCUGAGGCUGCCAAGGCAUCUAUGCUUCAACGGGCCGCUCAGUGGCGCACAUGGGCGCAUGCUCACUUUGUGCCUAAGGAGCCAGAAGCCGGCGUUGCACCGACCAUCCGUGUCAGUGUGAAACUGCCCGAUGGCCGAAACCUCCAACGUCAUUUCCGUCCUUCGGACACGCUCGAGCACCUUUAUGCCUAUGUCGACACCAUCGAUGCGCAUGUGGAGGACGCGCCUCUCUCGCGGCCGACGGGUUACGAACACACAUACCCCUUUCAACUUGUCCAGACGUACCCCCGACGCCUGCUAUCGCAUGACAUCCUCUCUUCGGCCUUGCAGGAUGUACAAGGGUUCGGGCCCAGUGCUUCGUUGAUCGUGGAGCCUUUGCACCCUGACGAGCCCUCAGGAAGCAGUGAAGAGGACGAUGACGAUGACGAUGAUGAUGAUGAUAACCAUGAGUGA